AUGGUGUUUGAAAAGGAAUUAUUAGUUGCAACUCAGGCAGUGCGCAAGGCGUCUUUAUUGACCAAGAGAAUUCAAUCUGAAGUAAUUUCUCAUAAAGAUUCUACUACCAUCACCAAGAGUGACAAUUCUCCAGUGACUACAGGCGAUUAUGCGGCACAGACAAUUAUUAUCAACGCCAUCAAGAGCAAUUUCCCGGAAGACAAGGUGGUGGGUGAAGAAUCCUCGGAUGGGUUGAGUGAUUCGUUUGUGUCAGGAAUCCUGAAUGAAAUAAAUGCCAAUGACGUCGUCUACAAUAAAGAAUACAAACAGCGUGAUUUCCAGUUCACUAAUGACCAGUUCCCGCUAAAGUCUAUCAAGGAUGUCAGACAAAUCAUUGAUUUCGGCAACUACGCAGGUGGCAGAAAGGGCAGGUUUUGGUGUUUGGACCCCAUUGAUGGGACCAAGGGGUUUUUGAGAGGCGAACAGUUUGCAGUAUGCUUAGCAUUAAUUGUUGAUGGUGUUGUCCAACUUGGCUGUAUUGGGUGCCCCAACAUGGUCUUGAGCUCUUAUGGAAGCCAGGAUUUGAAGGGCCACGAAUCAUUUGGUUACAUCUUCCGUGCUGUCAAAGGUUUAGGUGCCUUCUACUCUCCAUCUUCAGAUGCUGAGUCAUGGACCAAAAUCCACGUUAGACAUUUGAAAGACACCAAAGACAUGAUUACUUUGGAAGGUGUGGAAAAGGGACACUCUUCACAUGAUGAACAGUCUGCUAUCAAAAGUAAGUUAAACAUUUCCCAGUCUUUGCAUUUGGAUUCGCAAGCCAAGUACUGUUUAUUAGCCUUGGGCUUGGCUGACGUAUACUUGCGUUUGCCCAUCAAGCUUUCUUACCAAGAAAAAAUCUGGGACCAUGCUGCAGGCAACGUUAUUGUCCACGAAGCUGGUGGUAUCCAUACAGACGCUAUGGAGAAUGUUCCCUUGGACUUCGGUAAUGGUAGAACCCUGGCUACUAAGGGUGUUAUAGCGUCAAGUGGGCCACGUGAGUUGCACGACUUGGUUGUAUCUACAUCGAGUGCUGUUAUUCAAUCUAGAAAAGCGUAA
Saccharomyces eubayanus is the source of this 1074-nucleotide messenger RNA. RefSeq names its product 3'(2'),5'-bisphosphate nucleotidase (gene MET22). NCBI's taxonomy places the organism in Eukaryota, Fungi, Ascomycota, Saccharomycetes, Saccharomycetales, Saccharomycetaceae. The transcript has a single exon. Bases 1 to 1074 code for a protein of 357 amino acids. Gene Ontology annotation, molecular function: 3'(2'),5'-bisphosphate nucleotidase activity. Gene Ontology annotation, biological process: phosphatidylinositol phosphate biosynthetic process; sulfate assimilation. The record is from RefSeq and is a predicted model, not a curated record.